UUGACGUCACCCCGUCUGUCUGCUUCAGUCUCCUCUCUCUCUCUCUCUCUCUCUUUCCCCCAUCUGAAACUGAAUCUCCUUGGACUUGAAUGAGGAGCAGAGGACGGAGAGGGGGGGCCGGGGGCGGAGGAGGGGGAGGAGGAGGAGGGAGGAACUCACAUCUUGCCUGGCCAAGGCGAGCGCGAGAGAGGGGAGACGGGGAGAGAGAGAGAAACAAAGUCGCAAGUCUGGUCCGCUCCGUGUGCGAACUUCUAGGUCUGCCGGGGGAAAUGGGGGCCGAGCCGCACCUCGCAGAGCUCCAGCCUUCUCUGACCAGCUUCUGAAGCUAGAGACCCACACAUCUCUCCUUCCCCCCACCCCGCCCCCAGCCCCGUGAAACUGAGGAGGGUGCUCUUUUUUAUGUUGAGAUUUCCCCCCCUCCCUCCUUCCUCCGCAAAGGUUUCUCUCUCACACACACACAUACUCACUCACUCACUCACUUUUAAAGUCAGUUACGUUUGCCUCGGUUUCCUCUCCCGUCUCUUUCUCUCUCUCUCUCUCAGCCUUCGCCCCCUCCUCCUGCCAGCGCUCCCGUCUUUAUGUCGGGCUUCCCGGAGACCUUUUGAGGUCUCGCCGCUCCUUUUGUUUCUCCGGCUGAUUUUUUUUAAAUGUAUAACUUGAUGGGUCUCAACAAUACCGGCGGACCUAACCAGCCUAAUGUCUCCUGUACUUGUAACUGCAAACGGUCUUUGUUUCAGAGUAUGGAGAUCACGGAAUUAGAGUUUGUACAGAUAAUCAUAAUUGUGGUGGUCAUGAUGGUUAUGGUGGUUGUCAUCACGUGCCUGCUGAAUCACUACAAACUUUCCGCAAGGUCCUUCAUCCAUCGGCCCAGCCAAGGACGGAGAAGAGAAGAAAACCUAUCAUCGGAUGGCAGCUUAUGGCCUUCGGAAAGCACAGUAUCAGGAAAUGGUGUAACAGAGCAGCAAGUUUAUACACCAAGGCCUACCGACAGACUAGCAGUCCCAUCCUUUUUGCAGAGAGACCGCUUCAACAGAUUCCAGCCAACCUACCCUUAUAUGCAGCACGAAAUUGACCUGCCCCCUACCAUCUCCCUGUCGGAUGGAGAAGAGCCGCCUCCUUAUCAGGGGCCCUGCACCCUGCAGCUCCGAGACCCCGAGCAGCAAAUGGAACUCAACAGGGAGUCGGUCCGAGCCCCUCCCAACAGAACCAUCUUUGACAGUGACCUGAUAGAUAAUUCAGUCUACGGUGGGCCCUGCCCUCCGAGCAGCAACUCGGGCAUCAGUGCCACCUGCUACGGGAGCAACAGCCGAAUGGAAGGGCCUCCUCCCACGUACAAUGAGGUCAUUGGGCAUUUCCCGGGAUCUACGUUUUUCCAGCACCAGCAGAACAACAGUGGGGUUCCUUCGUUCCCUUCGCCUUCGCCCAUCAGCAAUCUCGAGAGCACAACAAUGUGGAACAAAGAGAAGGACAAACAGAAAGGGCACCCUUUUUAAAAGAAGAAAGAAAAGAAAAAAGAAAGGAAACACUCUGCACUUCUUGAUAAAUAGGAGGGGGGUAGUAUAUGGAGACGGGGAGGCGGGGGGGGGGUGAAACCAAACGCCCUUCUCCACCUCUGUGUAGUAUAAAUAUUUACAUGUUAUGUUUGGUCUGAAUGCACAAGCCAACAAAACUUGCAAAAACAUUUCUUUGUUGAGCUCUGAUAGGAAGAUUUUGAUUUUAUUUUUUUCCCCUUUCUAAAUAAAUCUACAGCAGUCCUUCCCCUCCUCUUCCUCCUCCUCCUCCUCCUCCUCCUCCAUUUCCCUUUCCCCAGUUUUGUAUCUAGUUGAAUCGCGUGUGUGGAUGCUACGACUUGUUUUGUUUUAUUUCACUUAACUUUAAAGAUUGAAAAAAAAUAUUUGCACAAAAACAUUUGUUUAAAAUCUGCAAUAUAUAUAUAAAUAUAUAUAUUAAAAAAAAUAAGAGAAACUGUAUGUGUGUGGGGGUGGGAAGCAGGAGUAUUUUUAUAUUAGAAGAGGCCUAUUGAGGGGGGGGGAAUGAUUUGUUGUGGUUUUUUUUCUGAACUUAGAAUAUAAAACAUGGCAACUUUUGAGAGCCAACUCAAGAAAGCAUGUAUGGCGUUGUAAAAAAAAAAGUGAGAAAGAGAAAAACAAUAGGAAAAAAAGAAAAAAAACAAAAGCAGGGGUUUAGAAUUAUUAUAUAAAUGUUGAAAUUUUGCACUAUUUUUUAAUAUAAAUGUGUCAGUGCUUGUGUUGGUUAGAAAUCUCUUAUAUCCUGUCUACCAUAAAACUGUUGAGGAAAUUACAUUGAGGUCUGAACAGAGUCAUGGGGGGAGGGGGGAGAAGGACUGCAUCUUGUGCAAAAUUUUCUUUUUUUAACUCUUCAGAGUCACAUGACCCUCUCUUAGACCUCUGGUAGUUCCUUGACACCGAUCGACAAGUACAGACGGAUGCCUAUAAAAGAGACUAGAACGCACCAUAUAUACAUGUAUUUCAUUAACUGUGAAGGGGCCGAGCAUGUAUAAAAAUUGCCCCUUUAAAAGAAAUGAACAAGGUAAAUUGCGCCCAAGCCCCACAGUUUCCCCCUCUGUGCUUGAGGGUGUGCUUCAAAAGGGGAAGAGGCCAUUUCUACACCUGUGAGUAUAUGUUUCUCCAUUGAUCCGAUGCUUAUGUAUUUUCUUUGUACUGGGUUUUAUUUUUAUUUUAUUUUUGCACUUGGGUGUUCAUUCCAGGCUUGUCAAGCCAGCAUAAUGCUUACAUCAUCCUACAUUCCCUAUGAAAUCAUUGUGGUUGUUUUUUUUUUUUUUUUAAGGGAACAUUUAUCAUGUGAAAUUGAUUUAUGGCUAUUGAAAGCAUGAAAAAAAAAGUAAGGAUUCAAAAUGAAGAGCUUAAUCGUACAAAAUGUUAAGCACCAUGCGUUAUCCCAGUUGGGCUGGAGAGCCAUUCAUCCUGGGUUGGUGGGCAGUUAAAACAAUGUCUAAGCAAGACCUUCUCCCCUUGACCUCUCUACAGCUUGUUCUCCUCUUCUAUUAGAGUAGAAUUCGUCUCAGGGUUGAAACCAAAGGCGAUCUCUUGCGUAGAUAAACUACUUAUCUGCUCCAGAACUUUGAAGCACCUAGGUCUUUCACAUUUUGCAAAAUCAAGCCCUCCAAAAGGCAAAUUGGAAUGGCUGUUCUGUUUUUAUUGUCUUGUUAAUUUCAGGAAAGCCAUAAAAGCAUACCCGGUCAUUAAAUUAUUUUCUUUUUUUUUAAUGACCGGGUGUUGGCUUCUAAUUGUCAUCAUUUUAUUUUUUAAUAACAAAAUAAUAUGGCUCUCUCUCUCUCUGCUUAAGAUAAUAAAAGGAGUGAAGGAACAUUAAGAUUCAGAAGUCCUGCCUUUGAGAUUCAUAGUGCUCCUGACAACAUGGUCCAGCCACCCUGGUUUUUGCAAAGAUUUUAAGUAAAUUUUAUCAGUGAAGGUUGCUCCCAUGGCAAAGCCAUGGUCCCUGUGCUGCUUUAAACAAUUUUUUAUAAUUUUUUAAGUAGGAGGAGAGACCAGUGACAAGCCUACGCUUGUCCUCUUGGGUCCACAAAUGGAGUUUACUCUAAAAUACUUUUCGUUUAUCCCACGGUUAAAGGAAGAUGAGCCUUGCCCUUCUUUACAUCUGCUAAUCUGAGUCUGCAGAUUAGCCAAAUGCAGCUUGCUAGUUCUACCUUGCAUCCUGCUAAGUGGAGGAAAGAAACCACUCGCCCCAAAUUUCAGAUUCAAACUAAAAAAGCAGGGUUAAAAAAAAGAAUAGGGAAGAUAUUAAUCCCCCACUAAAUCAGCAUUCCACUUAACUGUUCACAAUAGCACCAGGCACUUGGGCCUAAUAGUUGGUUUUCAGGAAAUUGCAGGCAGCCCUGUGCUUCAUGGUCCGAAGUUCCAUCUAUCUUCAUGUGUCACUCCAUCCUGAAAGAAAAGGACGGGGUCCUGAAGAUCACCCUUGUCAAAUUACCUUCCUCUCUUGACUGCUGCCCUUGAUUGUUAACCGUGUUUUAUUUAUUUCAGCUGGGGACUAGGGGAGACAUGUAAAUGGAAAUGUUUCAGCUACCAUGAUGUAUUCAAGGCAAAAGAUAUCAUGUUCAAUUUCUAGAAGCAAAUCUAUACCCUCUUAGCAAUGUUGUCCUGUGUUUGCCAUCUGCAAUCAGGAUCUUCUGGAUCAAGGGUGCACCUACUUUCUGGAUCCUUUUGGAUCAAGGGUGCAUCUAACCUUCAAACCAACAAAUCAGCUCAUGUCAUCUGCUUCUUUAAAGCAUUGUCUUGCUCUCGCUCUCUCUCUCUCCCUCCCUCCUUCCCUCUCUUUGGAUAAACCAUUUUGUCUUUUGUUUACCCUUUUUCUAAGGUUUAAAGGUCUGCUUGGUUGUUUUUUAAUCCACAUCAGAGGUGGGUUGCUGCCAGUUCCGCCCGGAUUAGGCGAACCGGUAGUAGCGGUAGCGGGAGGCUCCGCCCACCUGCCGGGAACACUUCUGCACAUGAGCAGAAGUGUCAUGAGGGUGUGCAGGAGCACGCCCAAACCAGUAGUAAAAAAUUAACAACCCACCACUGAUCCAUAUGGUUAAUUCAUAUAUGAUUUGAGUAACAGAAAGUGAAAGGCAUAAAUGACAAAGAGGAAGAAGAAGAAAUUGUUUAAACAUUUCCAGAUUAUCAAUCUCUGGAUUUCUCUAGACAAUGCACAACGUUUUAAGUUUUAACUAGGAAGGUCGUUGGUUUUUCCAAAAAAAAGCCAUCCUGGGUAGACAGCAGAGCUUUGAACAGAGUGGAGGUUAGAAACUUGAUCUCACCCUAUUUGCACAGACUGAGGAGAACAGGCCCAUCGGUGUCUCCAGUUCCAAACUACUAUCUCGAUUUUUGCUGAUCACUAAAGGGUAUCAAUAUUCCUGUUUCCAAUUAUAUCAUCCGCCUUUGAUCAAAACUGUGAAAAAAGGCCGUUGAGCUCACUGGACAUCUUUAGCUGCUGAUAAAAGCAGGGGUUCCCAACCUUUUCUAUACCUCGCACCCCUAGAACGCUUCUGAUAUAUUCUCGCACCCCUUACAAAAAUAGAUAAUGAUAUGCAUAUAAUUAUGCCUAUACACUAUAAUUUUGAAACAUCUAAACCCAAGUUUUCAUACCCCCUGGAAUAUCGUCUCACACCCCACCCCAGUUUGGAACCCCUGUGAUCAAGGAACAGCUAUCGGGGGGCCCCAGUUGAGAAGUUGGCAAACUUUAUGACUACACCGUUCCAGACCUAAUUAGCAGAGGGAACUGUAUGUGUAUACAAGGAGGUGUAAUUUGGUUUUUGCCAGAUGCUAACUAGGAAGGUAACAUAAAUGAAAGAUAUAAAGGCAAUAACUCUUGUUUUUAUGUGAUUUUUGUAUUACUUGAAGAAGAAGAAAGUCUUGAGAGCAACCUGACGUGUUUUAAAGUUUUAAAUAAUUUGGGAUGCUAUUUAUAUAUAUAAAUAUAUAAAUAUAUAUAUUAAAGGGAUUGUAAUGAAACUAUAGAAAUGAACAUUUUAAGAAAAUGCCACCUUUUGUGGGGGGGACCUAGAAAUAGACAACCUCAACCUCCCUCUAUAUAGCUCCUUAAUAAUAGCUUUACAACAACUCCAAUUUGCAGUUUUUUAAAAAGAUAAAAACAAGGAAUAACUCUUAUCUUCCUGUGAAAGUCAAAGAAUUUAUAGACUUUUUAAAAAAUGUAUCUUUCCUUUAUGUAACAUGUCUAUUUAGUGCCUUAUUAAAAGAAACAGUAAGCCUCCCUUUUUUUUUUUCUUUUGCAAAAAUAAAUAAAAGAGGGGGAGAUUCUAUCAUUGGUAGUGAUAGGAACUUCCAUAGUAUGGUCACUUUUCUUUUCGAUCAAUCCUGGGAUUUCAAGUUUUCUCUCUUUUUUUUAAGUCUGUACACUUGAUUCCUUUACAUCCAGUCUAAUGUAUUUAUUUACAUGAAGCACUCUUUGCUCAUCUUUUGCCAUGUGCUUGGUAGGUAGCAUAAAUACCUGCUAUGCACAUAUCCUACCCUAGUAGGUAGUAAAAUUGUGGUAGAGAAUAUAAUCAAGAGUGUCAACCAAAAGAAACCCUCUUGAGCCAAAAUUAGUAAACAGUAAUUUUUGUGGGUUUUUAAAAACUUUUUUCUCCCUCCUUGGAUCUGUGGUUUUUACUAGACACCUGUAUACAUAAAUACAAUGCCUAAAUUCUCUACCAUAAUUAAAGAACCAUCAGCAUGGCUGCAAGAUACUAAGUCACGGGAGUGCCUUGUACAAAAUGAACCAAAAUUUGGGACUGGUGUUGAGUUGGCAUCGCUGGGUGCAUGUUACAAUCAUGGCCGUGCAAUGGCAUGGGUGGAGGGGGGGGGCAUGACCGGUUGGCCAGAGCCUUUCUAAGUUUGCCAGGGUUGUUCCCCCAUAAUAUGGUGGAAGCAAACUUUCCUCACUUGCCUUGUGAGGUUGGCCAAACGAAACGCAACAGUGGAGGAGAAAGAAAGGGAUAAAUAGGAAUCGUAAAGAGGUGGAAGGAGUGGUUUGCACAAGUGUUUCUGAUAUUCUAAAACUCAGCUGCCAACUUUGUUCCUGUCUCUUCUCUACGUUUAUCAGAAGACUUGAUACAUAGCAGUGAAGAAAAGAAGUGACUUUUCCGUCAUUGGGAUGAAGUGGUAUGAGGGAGAAAAAAUACUUAGUUCCACUUCUCUGUGUCAGCUUCUAUUAACUAGACAAGAGCAGGAUCAGAAAAAAAAAGAUGGCAUCUUUUCCAACAAAGAAAACAGAUAGGUUUUAUUACGCCAGGACAAAAUGAAAUGUCCAACUUUGCUUAUUUUUUUCUGAGCUGCUAAUUAUCUUCUCUUCCUCCCCUUGUGUCCGUACUUCCCAUGGGAGUAUUUAGUUGACUCAACCAACCACAUUGUUAAUAUCCAUGAUUGUUGCAGAUCCAUCCAUUGACUUGCCCGUUUGGGCUUUCAACAUCUAUCUUGGGUUAAGAAGGCCCCAGUGUAUUCUUAUUCAGUGAGAUCUCUCUUUAAAAUAGUUUAUUGAGAUGGACAUCUUCUCCCCAUUCAAGGUAUUUGGGCCUCAGCCAUGAAAGUAUCUAUUACCCCAUUUGUCCUUUCACUAAAAAAAAAAACUGGGAAGCUGAGUGUGCAUUUUAACAUAACACAAAUGCAACUUCACAGGUUGUUGUUAAGCCAUUGCCUCUUCUGACAAGCAUUGCUACAUGGAAAGCAGACAUUUGAUCAUCGAAAAUAAUUUAUUCCCAUGCCGUGCAAUUCUGCAAUUGUUUGGAUUUUUGACCAAUUGUGAAUCAAUUCUAGGAAUUCUGCUGGGUCCCUUGCACUUAAUAGAAGUGCGACCAUAGGAAUUCAAAAACCUGAAUUCACUUGAACAAGGAGUCCCUAUUUACUGGGCUUCCUUUUUUCACACCUGCUUUAAAGGUUCCCGAAUCAGUUCACCUUUCUCUACCAUAUUUUUUCAUCUCCGCAUCUAUUGCAAAUAAUUUUGUGAUGAAGUCCGUUGCACCAAUAAGCCGGUAAUCUUGCUUUAUAAACUUUUGUAUUUUUUCCAGUCCUGCAAACGUGAUCCCAACACUCUUUCACUCCUGAUAGAAAUUAUAUUAAGAAUUCUUUUAUAUGUACUUUACAGAGUAGACUUUUUCAUCAAAAACAGAAGAAUAUUAUGAAAUUAUCUUCUUUCCCAUUAAAUUGAAAACCAAGCCAGGUGGGGAGGGGGCGCUCAUUAAGUUCUAUGAAUCUGGAUCUUUCUUGACCAACAAGCCAGAAUUAUAAAAGAUUAUUUGACAAAAUACCAAUAAGAUGUUAGCCUUUGACUAUAGAAUGGAGGCUGACAGCUCAGAAAGAGGUCAAAUUAGCAAAGUUGAAUGGCAGAAAAAAUAGGCUUAGUUUAUAUUUAUCAACCUGUAUCUACCUGCUUAUUUGUUAAAAGGUUUAAUGGUCAAAUCAGGUUGUAUUUUAGAAAAAAGAUCAAUAUUUCCUGGUACAUAAGAAAGUCAAAAAGCAUUAUUAAGACCAAAUCCAGUGGAAAACAACUCUUGUGAUGGAGAAUAAUGGAUUUGGAAAUAAUAGUGGCGGGUUUGAGCAGGUUCUUAAAAUUAUACACGAUUCACAGUUUCUACAUUUGUAAAUCUUAAGAUUUAGAAAUUGGAUUUAUUAAGGUAGGAUGUGAAAAUUGGUCAUAAGUGAUGAGAAGAAUAAAAAUAUCACCCUUGAGAAUAUCUUUUUACUUACAGCUGAAUUUUGGGGAAAAAACAUUCAUGAAAUGAUACCUUUAAUGGGGAAAAAAUCCACAAUUUUUCUUCUUUAAGAAUCAAAUUUAAAAGCUAGAUAUGUAGCAUAAAAUUUUCUAGCCAAGAUGAGAAUCUGUAUUCUCUAGUAUGACCUGUGCAACACUAUGCACGCAAACAUACGUGCACACAAUUUUCCCCUGUAUACGAUACACAAACUAAAAGGAUUGGGGAAGAAAAACUAAACUUUUCCAUAAAUUGUGCUUUCAGAUUAUUUUGCUGUAAUAUAGAAGCUCAUGGAGUACUACGUUAAAAGUCCUGAUUUGCCUGCCUUAUAGUCACAUUUCAUUGUAUUUUAAUAUUUUCUUCAAUUUCCAGUUGCAUUGCUUUUGGCUUUGAAGUUUAUUAUAUGCAGUCCUGUAUCCUGAAUUUUUGUUCAACUUAAAAAAAAAAACCUUAUGUAAACAAAAGACAGCACAUGCAAUGCAGUACUUAUCUAUACUUAGCUGUUUUUGUAUGAAUAUGUACUCUGAUGCCAAUUUCCACAACUCUUGUAAAAUGCUUCUUGUGUAACAGUAACCAAUAGUGGCAAUGAUAUGUCAUUCUAUCCUUAAAAAGCUGCAAUACUUAAAAACAAUAAAUUUUACAAUACUUUG
Thamnophis elegans (Western terrestrial garter snake) is the source of this 8874-nucleotide messenger RNA. It is a transcript of the gene PMEPA1, whose product is annotated as prostate transmembrane protein, androgen induced 1. The transcript is spliced from 4 exons. Gene Ontology annotation, biological process: negative regulation of transforming growth factor beta receptor signaling pathway. Gene Ontology annotation, molecular function: R-SMAD binding. NCBI's taxonomy places the organism in Eukaryota, Metazoa, Chordata, Lepidosauria, Squamata, Natricidae. Bases 648 to 1493 code for a protein of 281 amino acids. Gene Ontology annotation, cellular component: Golgi membrane; early endosome membrane. The record is from RefSeq and is a predicted model, not a curated record.